ACCGAUGAAUCGUCGUCUCCUCCAGUGCAGGUCUCUGUGCCGCGCUGAGCGAGGGUAACACUGAGCGGAGAGCGUACCAGGCGGGUGAGCGCUAUAAGCUGCACUGAUAGGAGCGCUGCUGCUGGGACGGGGAGGAGGAGCACAAUGAUUUGCCACACAACCUACGUAUCCUAUGUUUUCUGUUGUCUGGUUUCCGCAACGUUAAUACUGUCCGCUGUCGCUGAAGAACAAGUGCACCCAAAUGUGGAAGAGCAGGCGCACACUGGCACUCGCUUCGAUAAGAACGCGGUACACGAUAAAGACCAUAUAAUGGAACACUUAGAAGGCGUUGUUGAGAAGCCGGAGGUAGAGAUGUCCCCUCAGGAACUUCAGCUUCAUUAUUUCAAGAUGCACGACUACGAUGGCAACAACUUAUUAGACGGCCUGGAGCUUGCAACUGCAAUUUCCCAUGUACAUAAGGAGGGCGGUAAUGAACAUGCCCAGACGAUAAGUGAAGAAGAGCUUGUUACCUUAAUAGACGACGUUCUAAGAGAUGACGAUAAAAACCGUGAUGGAUAUAUUGACUAUGCAGAGUUUGCAAAAUCAAUGGAAUAAAGGCGCUCUAAGUGUGACUGUGGUUCUCCUAAGUGUGACCUAAACUGCUGCAAUUAAAUCUGUCUAUAGUACUUGGAUACAUGCGUGACACCGUUGUCUGUAUUAGAUUGCAGCCACAGACUUGUGGCAUCUCGUGGCUAUUGCUUAUUGGCUUAAUUUAUACAAAGUCAUGAUAAUCUAUAGCUAAAAAUACAAGUUUUUAUGGUUCCAUAAA
Messenger RNA from Pseudophryne corroboree (corroboree frog), 808 nucleotides. RefSeq names its product multiple coagulation factor deficiency 2, ER cargo receptor complex subunit (gene MCFD2). NCBI's taxonomy places the organism in Eukaryota, Metazoa, Chordata, Amphibia, Anura, Myobatrachidae. The transcript is spliced from 4 exons. Gene Ontology annotation, molecular function: calcium ion binding. Bases 145 to 594 code for a protein of 149 amino acids. The record is from RefSeq and is a predicted model, not a curated record.